Babjeviella inositovora NRRL Y-12698 is the source of this 1167-nucleotide messenger RNA. RefSeq lists its product as uncharacterized. The record is from RefSeq and is a predicted model, not a curated record. The coding region runs from base 159 to 1064 and encodes 301 amino acids. NCBI's taxonomy places the organism in Eukaryota, Fungi, Ascomycota, Pichiomycetes, Serinales. The transcript has a single exon.
UUGUCAUCGAAGUAUGCCACCUCUCAACCACAGUUUCACACCUCUUAGUGGUGCCACAUCGAGCUCAUCCUGAAACUAUAAAUAAACCACCACCCGCUCCAAUCGAACAUAUAUUGUGCUCUAUCAUCAUCAACAAUCCUCUUAUACAACUAUACACAAUGUCUCCAUCAUACAAGCCAAUCGUCGCCAUCUUCGGUUCUAACGGGACCUUGGGUAAGCCAAUCCUCGACUCGCUCACCUCUUCCGAGUUCAGCUCCAGAUUCCAGUUGCCAAUCAGAGUCAUUACCCGCUCUAAGGAAGGCAAGCAGGACUCGGCUGCGAUCAAGUACUACGAAGCCUCUGUGGAUGACACUUCUUCCUUCAAGGAUGUGUUAGAUGGCACCAGUGUGUUUGUCUCCUUGGUUGGCCAUGCUGUUGACGGAAAGGCAAUUUUGUCUAUUAUCAAGGCCGCUCCUUCUUUGAAGGUCUACAUUCCAUCUCAAUUCGGGUCUGACCUUGACAAUACCGGCUAUCUCCCUAUCCCUGCCUUUACAGGGAAGACCGCCCACUCUGUGGCUGCGCGUGAACAAAACCCAGGUUUGAAGGUGGUUGAUAUUUACAAUUCAUUCUUCAUCGCGCCUGGCGCCUGGUUGUAUGAAAUCGUUGGCCACGUCGGUAUCGAUCCAGAGUCCAAGACCGCCACUAUCAGAGGUGACCCGGCUUUUAAGUUCAAUGUUUCCUCGUUCCCGGAUAUUGCCAACACCGUUGCCGUGGUGGCCUCCACUCCUCCGGCCACGUUGAAGGACACCAUCAAGGUCUACUCUGACAGCGUCACCCAGGAAGAUGUUAUCAGCAAGUGGGAGCAGUCGCACGAUGUUAAGUUGGAGAGAAAGUACGUGUCGGCGGAGGACACCUUGGCCGAAGCUAAGGCUAAGUUGGCCGAUGGUUUCAACUUUAAGGACUUUUUCUUCUACUUGCAAACUUUCCUUUCCCAGGGCGAAGGUAAGGGUCUUGCUUACCACGCUGAUAAUGACAGAGAGUUGCUCAACCCGGAUGAGUCUUUGUGGAAGUGGACUAAGUUUUAGACAAUGAGAAAACUUGAAGUCUUGAACUUUUUUACUUGUAAUCUUGAUUGAGUAUUUUAUAUGGUUUUAAUUUCUAAUUUAAUAGUCAUCUGUAUUAUCGCGC